Messenger RNA from Suricata suricatta (meerkat), 4374 nucleotides. It is a transcript of the gene CLCN1, whose product is annotated as chloride voltage-gated channel 1. Bases 55 to 3030 code for a protein of 991 amino acids. Gene Ontology annotation, cellular component: membrane. The record is from RefSeq and is a predicted model, not a curated record. Gene Ontology annotation, molecular function: voltage-gated chloride channel activity. Gene Ontology annotation, biological process: chloride transport; transmembrane transport. The transcript has 23 exons. Lineage: Eukaryota; Metazoa; Chordata; Mammalia; Carnivora; Herpestidae.
UGUACUGGGGGAGGCCAGGGGCAAGCAGGCCAAGGCCUGGCCCCGAGAAGGAACAUGGAGCCAUCCGAGUCCCUGCGGCGUGGGGGCGAGCAAAGCUGGUGGGGCAGUGCCCCCCAGUACCAGUAUAUGCCCUUUGAGCACUGCACCAGCUAUGGACUACCCUCCGAGAAUGGGGCCCUUCAGCACAGGCUCCGGAGGGACGCGGGCCCCCGUCCCAACACCCGCCCCACGCAGAUUUAUGGCCAUCACAAACAGCAGCUCCCACCCAAGAAGCAGGGCACGGGGGUGCCCCAGAAGACAGGCUCCAGUGAGAGCAUGGACGGCAAGGAUGAGGAUCACUAUUCUAAAUGUCAAGACUGUAUGUGCUGCCUGGGACACGUGGUAAGGAGGAAAUUAGGAGAAGACUGGAUCUUUCUGGUGCUCCUGGGACUGCUUAUGGCUCUGGUUAGCUGGAGCAUGGAUUAUGUCAGUGCCAAAAGCCUUCAGGCCUACAAGUGGACCUAUUACCAGAUGCAGCCCAACCUGCCUCUGCAGUACCUGGUCUGGGUCACCUUCCCACUAACGCUCAUCCUCUUCAGCGCCCUCUUUUGCCACCUCAUCUCUCCCCAGGCAGUUGGUUCCGGGAUCCCUGAGAUGAAGACAAUACUCCGUGGGGUCAUCCUGAAGGAAUAUCUCACCCUCAAGGCCUUUGUGGCCAAGGUUGUGGCCCUCACUGCAGGGCUGGGCAGUGGCAUUCCUGUGGGGAAAGAGGGCCCAUUUGUGCACAUCGCCAGCAUCUGUGCUGCUGUCCUCAGCAGGUUCAUGUCCAUGUUCUGCGGGGUAUAUGAGCAGCCAUACUAUUACACUGACAUGCUGACGGUGGGCUGUGCUGUGGGAGUUGGCUGUUGUUUUGGGACACCACUUGGAGGAGUGCUGUUUAGCAUCGAGGUCACCUCCACCUACUUUGCUGUGCGGAACUACUGGCGAGGAUUCUUCGCGGCCACGUUCAGUGCCUUUGUUUUCCGCGUGCUGGCCGUGUGGAACAAGGAUGCCGUCACCAUCACUGCCCUCUUCAGAACCAACUUCCGAAUGGAUUUCCCCUUCGAUCUUCAGGAACUCCCAGCCUUUGCCAUCAUCGGGAUUUGCUGUGGGUUCCUGGGAGCUGUGUUUGUGUACCUGCAUCGCCAAGUCAUGCUUGGUGUCCGAAGGCACAAGGCCCUUAGCCGGUUUCUGGCGAAGCACCGCUUGCUGUAUCCUGGAAUCAUCACUUUCGUCAUUGCCUCGUUCACUUUUCCGCCAGGAAUGGGUCAAUUCAUGGCCGGAGAGCUGAUGCCUCGGGAAGCCAUCAGCACCCUGUUUGACAACAACACCUGGGUAAAGCAUGUGGGUGACCCCGGAAGCCUGGGCCGGUCGGCCGUGUGGAUCCACCCACAGGUCAACGUCAUCAUCAGCAUCUCCCUCUUCUUUAUCAUGAAGUUUUGGAUGUCCAUCGUGGCCACCACUAUGCCCAUACCCUGUGGAGGCUUCAUGCCCGUGUUUGUGCUAGGAGCUGCAUUUGGAAGACUGGUAGGAGAGAUCAUGGCCAUGCUAUUCCCUGAUGGUAUCCUAUUCGAUGACAUCAUCUACAAGAUCCUACCUGGGGGCUAUGCAGUAAUUGGGGCAGCAGCGCUGACUGGUGCAGUGUCCCACACGGUCUCCACAGCUGUGAUUUGCUUCGAGUUAACGGGUCAGAUUGCCCACAUCCUCCCCAUGAUGGUGGCUGUCAUCUUGGCCAACAUGGUGGCACAGAGCCUGCAGCCAUCCCUCUAUGACAGCAUCAUCCAGGUCAAGAAGCUACCCUACUUGCCUGACCUUGGUUGGAACCAGCUCAGCAAAUUUACGAUCUUUGUUGAGGACAUCAUGGUGCGUGAUGUGAAGUUUGUUUCAGCUGCUUGCACAUACGGGGAAUUGCAAGCCCUGCUCCAGACCACCACCUUCAAGACUUUACCACUGGUUGAUUCGAAAGAUUCCAUGAUCCUGCUGGGCUCUGUGGAGCGGUCAGAGCUGCAGUCGCUCCUGCAGCGCCACCUGAGCCCUGAGCGGAGGCUGCGGGCAGCCCAGGACAUGGCCCGGAAGCUGUCAGAGCUGCCUUAUGAUGGAAAGGCGCGGCCUGCUGGCAGGGGGCACCAAGGCAUCCUGCCUGAGGCCCGGAGGGAGUCCUUUGCCUUUGUGGAUGAAGAUGAAGAUGAGGACGUCUCUGGGAAGCCGGAGCUGCCUCCUCUCCCUGCUCCUCACCCCUUUCCUGCUGCUCCAUUGUCCCUGGAAGAGCCCAAUGGACCCCUGCCUGGCCACAAACAGCAGCCAGAAGCCCUGGAGCCUGCAGGUCAAAGACCCUCUUUUCUCCAGUCCCUACUGCGCUGCUUACUGGGCAGACCUCGCCCCACGAAGAAGAAAACAACCCAGGAGUCAACGGAUUUGGUGGACACCAUGUCACCUGAAGAGGUUGAGGCCUGGGAGCAGGAGCAGCUGAGCCAGCCCGUGUGCUUUGACCACUGCUGCAUUGACCAGUCUCCGUUCCAGCUGGUGGAGCAGACGUCUCUGCACAAGACCCACACGCUCUUCUCGCUCCUUGGCCUCCACCUCGCUUAUGUGACCAGCAUGGGGAAGCUCAGGGGCGUGCUGGCGUUGGAGGAGCUGCAGAAGGCCAUCGAAGGGCACACCAAGUCCGGGGUGCAGCUCCGCCCUCCGCUCGCCAGCUUCCGGAGCACAAGCACAGCUCGGAAGAACCCUGGAGGCCCGCCCCCUCCCACCGACCCCUGGAGCCUGCCUGAGGAUGGAACUGGGGUUGCCGGGCCUUCGGACGGGCCUCUGCCCCCCCCAGAGACCCCCGUCCCCUCCCCCUCCCCGGAGCCCCCUCUCUCGGGGGCUCCAGCCAAGGCAGAGGGCGAGCUGGAGGAGCUGGAGCUGGUGGACAGUCCGGGGCCGGAAGAGGAGCUGGCUGACAUCCUGCAGGGCCCCAGUCUGCGAUCCACCGACGGAUCCACCGAGGAUGAGGACGAACUGAUCCUGUGACGCUUCCGGGACCUUCUCCUACAGACUGUCCAGAGGCCCUGGCCACCUGCUGCCUUUGUGUGGGAGAGGGUAUGUCCGAAGUCGAAGGGAUCACGCCAAUGUCCUGCCCCCUCCUGGUAAUUUUAAAAUGGGAAGGUGAUAGUCUUAGAGGAGGGUUCCUUAUGCAGAGAGAAGCCUUCAGUUAUUUAGGCCACGCCCCCCCAGCCAGCCAGGUAGGGGCUUCUAACCCCUGCGAAGGGCCUGAUGGUCCCUGGGGUGGGGUUUUCCGAUUCUUCCUAGUAUGUGGGUAGGACAGCCCCGUGGUGGUCUUGUCCCCACACCUUCCUGGCUCUGCCUAUGCGUCUGCCAAUCUCCAUGGCGGGUACUCACAAGGACUGUGGCCUGUGAAGGAGACGGGAGCCCCUCAUGGCCUCAUGGGUGGACAGCCCGGAACGCACCUGGAGCAGUCCACACCCCCACUCAGAUUCCCCCACCCCGUUCUCCCACUGGCUCACACCUGCUCCCUGAAAUUUUCCCAGCCCCUCCAUCCUGGCUCCUACUACCUGUCAUCAGGCAAGGGCCAUUGCUAGGGCACCAAAAGGCCAGUCCCAUCGCCCCCUUCUUUGCCUCAGACUUAAGGAGUGCAAUGUGGACAAAGGAGGAGCAGGCUGACAGAGAAGAGGUCUCUGGAGGAAGGAGGGUCACCCAUACCUCCUUUAGGCAGAAAUCUAGCCCACACCUCAGCUUCCUCGCCCUCCAGUUUCCAGGUCACUCCCUGGAAAAUACACCCGCCUCCCCACUGUCAUCAUUGAUCUGUCCUGCCCACAUGCCAGCUGUGCCCUCCAGUUGCUGUGGCUGUGGCUCUCCCGGCCGGAACCAAGGCUCAGGGCAGCCAGGUCUUGGGCCACUCAGACACCAGCCUUUAGACUGGCUGUGUUCCUCUUCUAGACGUGUGGAGAGCGGAGGGUUCAUAGUCAAGAUGGCAGACCACUUUGAUGCUUCCCAAGCUGGGGAAGUCAGAUCCGUGUCCUCUCCUAAUCAGCAGAGUGUCUGCUGUUAGUCUGUCUUUCCUACAAAGUGGUUUUGGGUGCACUGAGCCUCCGCACCCCAGGCUUUCCUCCUUCCCUCCUUUUAUGCCUUGUCUGACUCUGCAGUCUUACCGCCUUUACAUUCUCCUCCUCCCCUCCUCUGUGCCCAGUCUCCGUCAUCCCCCAAAUAAGACACUCAUAGUCAGGUGUGCCACCACGUUCUGUUUAGUGCCAUUGAACACAGCCUGUAGCCCUCUCCAACAUCAUGUUCCUUCCACCUCCCCAGGCCGAGAGAGAAAGGAGAGAGAGAGAGAGAGAGAGAGAGAGAGAGAGAGAG